This is a messenger RNA of Stegodyphus dumicola, 999 nucleotides long. RefSeq names its product nucleolin-like. The record is from RefSeq and is a predicted model, not a curated record. Lineage: Eukaryota; Metazoa; Arthropoda; Arachnida; Araneae; Eresidae.
AUGAACAUCUUCUGUGCGAUAUCUGUAACCAAAGUGUAUGGGCCCUUCUUUUUCAUGGAGAAAACUGUGACAGGAAUAACCUAUUUAGAUAUGCAUCAAAACUGGUUAUUUCCCCAAAUUGAAGAUGAUUCAGAUGACUUCAUCUUCGUGCAAGAUGGUACCCCGCCUCUCCCAGGUAUAUUUAUGUGGACAUUCGCUCCUUCACAAGUAACACGUAUUACGGAGAAAACAUACCGCAAAAUUGGUUCUCCACCAUUACAUCCUUCCAGAAUUACAUUCUCAGGACUUGGCCGAGACACUAUUAUGAAAGAUUUUCAGGGAAUAAAGGAAAAUGAAAAUCAGUUGAAGAAAACAGUUCAGGAAAAUUAUGGUGAUACACAUGACGAUUUAGAAUUGGAUUUAGAUGAUGACAAUUUGGAUGUGGAUGAUCACGAUCACAAAGAUGAUGCUGAUACCAAUCAUGGAGCUCAUGACGAUGAUGUUGAUGAAGAUGGUGAUGACGCAGACGACGACAUGGAUCAAGAUCAUGAUAUUGAUGAUGACGACAAUCAUAACGCUAAUGGUGCUGCUGCUGAUGAUAAUGACACUCCUGAAGCUAAUGAAAAUGGUGAUAAUGAUGUUGAUCAAGAUGACGUUGUUGUUGUUGAUGAAGAUCAUGUCAAUGAAGAUGAUGUUGAUGAUAACGAAGAUGAUGAUGAUGACAGUCAUGAAGCUAAUGAUAAUGAUGAUGUCGAUAAUGAUCCACGCGUGCAGAAUACUGAAGAAACUAUGAAAAAUAAACUGAAUCAGUUUGAACAAGCAUGUGCUGAUCAAGCAAACGAGAAAACACCUGCUAAAAAAGAAAUUCCCAAAGCAGAAAAAAAUCCAAGGAAACUACUUGUCUUUCGCAUUCUAGUUGAAGCUUUUGAGGCAAUAAAGAAUGCUGGAAUACUUGGAGAAAAAUUAUUAUUUCAUACAUUUUAUCUGCUCAAGCCCAAAGAAACGCAAGAAAAAGUAUAA